GAAGAGCGUUGCUGCUGGCUGAAAUAAAAGCCCGAGCAGCCUCGCUUACGGGAUGCUGUGCCCCACAGCGGCCCCGGCUGGGAUUUCCUCUGUUCCCCGCCUGCUGGCAUCCCGGCCGGCCUCCCCUGGGGCAGCAGGAAUGCGAGGGACCGGAGGGCUGCGGGAGGCUCUGUCGGGGGGUUUGCCUGUAGGAUGAGGGGAAAGGCUGUUAGUUUCUAGUCUUCACAGCCUCCAAAAAUAGCCGUCCCCGAGAAACUUUUUCAAAAGGGGAGUUUUCUCUGAGAGGUGCCCCAGAUUUCAGCAGGAGACGAGUUAGCUGCUGGUUCUUUGCCUUUUUCUGGAAUCAAAAUCGGUGAUUUGCAUCACCAAAGGUGUGUAGCAGCUAGCAGCAAUCUCUUUAGCUCGUAGGAGGCCAUGAGCAGUAACAACAAGGUGUUGGCUGCCAGGUGUGAAUGAACACCUUGUUUUCUUGCUCGAACUUCAAAGUGUUGCAAGAGGCCAGAGGUCUCGGAUCCAGGGGGUUGAGCGGGGUAAGCCUUUAACUCGGGUCGGGUCAGUUGCCUUUCUUUAUUGCUGGUGAUAUUACUGUACUCUGACAACAGGCUACCCAUCUAAAACAAAGAGCAGUUAGCAGGGUCAGGGGUUACUCAAGGCUUGUUCUCAUGUAAUGUAUAAUCACCACACAAUGUUCAUACUAAGCAACAAGAUUGUAGAGUAACUUAGCCUGAAAGGGGCCCUUUCUGUGCCACUUCACCCAAAUCCUUCCUCAAAGCAGGGCUGGCCUCAGAGUUGCACCAAAUUGCCUGGGGUCUCAUCCAGACUGGAUUAGGAGCUCAUCCAUGUGAGUGCUUGGCUUCCCAAAAGGUAAAAUUGUGGCAAACUGCCCACAUGCGUUACCUAACCUGGAGCCAUUCUCCAUGUAGAAAGAAGCACAUGCUAAAGACUACCCCUUCCAAUCGGCUGACCUGUGUGCACAGCUGAAAGCCUGGGGAGGAACUUGGCAGGAUGAAGCCUGUCAUCGUGGUGCAUGGUGGAGCUGGCCGGAUCUUCAAGGAGAGAGAAGAGGGAUGUCGUGCUGGUGUUGUCAGAGCUGCACUGCGAGGUUACUGUGUCCUGAGGCAGGGAGGCAGUGCUGUAGAUGCAGUUGAGGAGGCAGUACGGUCAAUGGAAGAUGACCCUCAUUUUAAUGCAGGUUGUGGAUCUGUUCUAAAUGAAAAAGGUGAAGUAGAAAUGGAUGCCAUUAUCAUGGAUGGAAAAAAUUUAGACUCUGGAGCAGUAUCUGCAGUUAAGUGCAUAGCAAACCCAAUAAAACUUGCUCGACUUGUUAUGGAAAAGACAAAGCACAUGCUGCUGACUGACCAUGGUGCACACCUCUUUGCUCAGGCCAUGGGUAUUCCUGAAAUUCCAGGGGAGAAACUCAUAACUGAGAGAUCCCGGGAGAGAUGGAAGAAGAACCUUGAACCAGAUUCCAACCCUGAAGAGUUUCAGAAAGACCUUGGAACAGUUGGUGCUGUUGCUAUAGACAGUGAAGGCAAUGUAGCUUGUGCAACAUCCACAGGAGGACUCUCUAAUAAACUGGUUGGCCGUGUUGGUGACACAGCAUGCAUAGGAAGUGGAGGUUAUGCUGACAACCAUUCUGGUGCCACUUCAACCACAGGACAUGGAGAGAGCAUUAUGAAAGUGGUCUUAGCCCGACUGAUUCUCUAUCACAUGGAGCAAGGAAUGUCACCAGAGGUAGCGGCGGACACUGCCUUAGACUACAUGAAGUCACGAGUUGGGGGUUUGGGGGGUGUCAUUGUUGUCAACAAGGCAGGAGAGUGGGCAGCAAGGUUCUCCACCAAGCAGAUGUCGUGGGCUACUGUAAAGGAUGACAACCUGCAUUAUGGCAUUUAUGCUGGGGAGAAGCAUAUAAAAUCUGUUGAUGAAGCACUUGCAUCUGAACGGGAGGGAUUCUAAGAAUGAAGAAAGUUGACUGACAGAGAAGAAUGAAGAUCUCCAGUUUUUGCUGGAGGACAAUGACAGUUGAUUUUGUCUUUCUGAAAGAUCUUUUGGUUCACAGGCAUUACCACAUUUACAGUCAAAAUAAAAUCUGCACAUAGUUCUUCAGUGGACAAGUAUAGAUGUAGUCUUUAAAUACCUUAAUGAAGUCAGACCCUCCUUUUUUAGAUAAGAAAGAGAAUGGUCUGUAGGUUCCUUGGUUAGUAUGCCCUAAUCUUACAUUAAAAGGAGCUUGAGUUUCAGUAUUAGAGGAACUCCUUUUCACAUCUGUUCUCAAAGACUGCUGCCAGGAUGAUUUGAGAGAAAAAUACCUAUUAAUUAAAAGCUGCAUUUUGAAAAUCCAGAAUCUUUUAAGCAGCCAUCUUCUGGUAACAGCUUGCUAACGGUCAAUGAAGUACCACCAAAGAGCAGCGAAGAGAUAAGAUUACAAUUGUUCUCACAGGCUUGAGGUAACUCAUCACAGGAUAUAAUGAAGUAAAGAAAGUAACUUUCUCCAUAGAAGAAAAAGCUGAUGCUAAGGAGCUCUAAUUCCAUUCCAUGACAUCAGACCAGAAAUCACAACCAAGUAGGCUAUGAUGUUUCAAACUGUAUGUGGACAGUUAAUAGAAAGAUGCUAUGGAUGUAGUAUCUGGGGUAGUAAUAAAGAAGGUUGUGCUUUCAGUACAAAUAAAAGCAAUGUUUUCUACUGAAAUGUAAAGGUGAUAGCACCUUUUAAGUCAAAAUAUGAGACAGAGGUUCUGAUUAACUGGAAAAAUAAUUAUCUGAAAGUAAGUGAUCAAAGUAAAUUGUACUAAAAUAAAUAAAUCUGCCUGUUUUGCAAGCUUCUUCUGUGAAGUCUGAAA
Molecule: messenger RNA, 2840 nt
Organism: Cyanistes caeruleus (blue tit)
Lineage: Eukaryota; Metazoa; Chordata; Aves; Passeriformes; Paridae
Source: RefSeq, a predicted model, not a curated record